UCUCGUCAUGCAAUGAUGCCACUAGAACGAUCUCCUCUGCGCGUCUUGCUCUUCGUCUUCUCCAGCCUCGGCGCCGCCGGCACCGCCGCGGCGACAGAACGGAGGAUCCCGAACGCCACCGCGUCGGCAACGUGCCCUUCGUACCGGUGCGGCCACGCCGUGGACAUCCGGUACCCGUUCUGGAUCGACGACGACGCCAACGCGAGCGCCGGCAACUCGUCGGCAUCCCACUACUGCGGAUACCCGAGCCUGCGGCUGGAAUGCCGGCGCGACACGCCGGUGCUGCCGCUCCCGUCGGGGGACUACGCGGUGACCCACAUCCUGUACGGCGACCGCACCGUGUCGCUCUUCGACCUCGGCGUGUUCUCGCGCUCCAACACCUGCCCGCUCGUGGGGCGCAACCUCUCCCUCCCGGCGGGGUCGCCGCUGUCGCUGACGGCGCGGGACGCCAACCUGACCUUCUUCGUGCACUGCUCCUUCGUGGGCAUCCCGGCGCACCUGGUGGCGUGCCUCGAGGGCGACGGGCGGCACCACUCGUACGUGUUCCGCGACGGCGACGAGCUCGCGCCGCCGCGCGGGUACGCGGGGCUGUGCCAGGACGUCGUCGGCAUGCCCGUGCUGCGGAGGUCCCUGCUCGGGGCCGGCGGCGGCGCCAGCAGCCCGCUGGACGCCGUCGUGCCGGCGCUCAACAUGGGGUUCGAGCUGAGCUGGAGGCCGGUGGCGGACGGGGAGUGCGGCCGGUGCGAGAGGGCCGGCGGCCUCUGCGGCCGCCGUCGUGGGGCGGGGAACGGGCCGUGGACCUUCGCCUGCUUCCGGGCUGCGGCAACCGCUGCGUGGAUUGCUUCAAAACGCCCCGUGCGGGAAACUCACCGUCGCCUACCCGUUCUGGCUCGACGGCACGCACCCGCCGGAGUGCGGCUACAAGGCCUUCCAGGUUACAUGCGACAAGCAGGCCGGCAACCUUUCCCUGGCCAACUCUUACUGGAGAUACCAGCUCCAGGACAUCUUCUACGAGAACAGCUCCUUCACAGCCGACCUGUCUGGCGCCCCUUGCGAUCUCCAGAAUUUCGUCAACCCCUCCUCCGACCUCGGCCUCUCGCCGUUCAACAUCAGCUCCAAGAACCUGGAGCUGUUUAUCCUAUACGACUGCCAUCUGGGGAGAAGACGCGCACCGCCGCCUUCUUGGACGCGCGUGCGCUGCCCGCCUGCGCCUCCGGAUGAUGACCCGGACUCGUCGCCGGUGUUCGCCUUGCUUGGGAUCAAGUACACGCCAGGCGGCAUCGCGACGCCACCGCCGACGAAUUACUGCAACGUGUCGAUGAUCCCGGUGCUGGGAUACGAGGGAGCGACGGGGGCGGACUACCAGCGGCUGUUGCAGGGUGGGUCUCUGCUCGAGUACACGGAUGCUGGGGCCUGCAAGGCUUGCAGAGUGUCUGGCGGCCAGUGCCGGGUUGAUGCAUCCGACGAUGCGUUCAAGUGCUACUGCACCGACGGCAACGACAACUGGUUCGUUUGCGGUGAGUUCUGUUUAAGCUUAUGAUUUAGUAGUAACUUGUUCUGUGUCUUACUGUUUCCUUCGUCUAGUUGGUUUUUGCCUCUAUAAUCUAUACUCGAUUUCCAGGUAACAUGCGUAAGCUUGGUAUAUUAGCACAACAUUUUUUUUUUGCCCCCGAAACACUCGAGAAUGCCCUGAUAUAGUGAUAUUAGCAUCCGUCAAGAAAAUAUAUUUUUUAGUUUCA
Panicum virgatum (switchgrass) is the source of this 1739-nucleotide messenger RNA. RefSeq lists its product as uncharacterized. The record is from RefSeq and is a predicted model, not a curated record. NCBI's taxonomy places the organism in Eukaryota, Viridiplantae, Streptophyta, Magnoliopsida, Poales, Poaceae. The transcript is spliced from 2 exons. Bases 13 to 1221 code for a protein of 402 amino acids. Gene Ontology annotation, molecular function: polysaccharide binding.